UAACACUAAAACAAGGCAAUACACAGAUAAGGCUUUAAUGUAUCGAUUCUGCUCUAGAUCAUACAUACAGAUCUAUGUUUUAUAUAGGAUCAUAUCAAGAAAUAUGUCAAGAACAAGUUCAUCUAUAAACAAGUAUUGUGACUGUAAAGAUAAUCUAUUGAAUUUGACAGGUUUCUUCAAAAUUUUCAUGAAACCGCUCUCAAAUGACUCAUUCUUUGACACUUUGAAAGAACUUUGUUUGGCAUAAUAACAACCAAAGGUGAUUGGUAUCCCGAUACAAAUGACAAAUCAUGCGUAAUUUGGCUUGUUUCCCACGAAUAUAUCAAUACUGUCUAUCAAACCUGCUUCGGGAAACAAGUCACGCGCAGUAAACAAACGACAACAAUGUGUUAUAUAUUCCUGCAAAGAGUAUCACGUUAUUUCCUCCGAUUGAAACGAUAUCACUUUCCCCCUUUUCGUUUUUUUUCUCUUCUUCUUUUUCUGUUCAGUAUGUUUGAGUCUCUAAAGUCAAAGUCAAAAAGAGUUUUUCAAGUGGAUGAGACAACACGAUUGCUAUCGUCUAAUCUAGAACCUUUGGUAGAAGAUAAAUAUUAUCUUGUAUAUUGGAUAUUUUUUAUCUAUGGUAUUGCUAUGCUGUUGCCAUGGAACGGUAAGCAAAGAGAGGCAAUUGAUCAAGAUCUAAUCAGAUUGCUUAGUCUUUAUCACCGCCUCUGAAUA
Messenger RNA from Gilbertella persicaria, 717 nucleotides. RefSeq lists its product as uncharacterized. The record is from RefSeq and is a predicted model, not a curated record. The transcript is spliced from 2 exons. Bases 385 to 714 code for a protein of 109 amino acids. Lineage: Eukaryota; Fungi; Mucoromycota; Mucoromycetes; Mucorales; Choanephoraceae.